Molecule: messenger RNA, 2976 nt
Organism: Larimichthys crocea (large yellow croaker)
Lineage: Eukaryota; Metazoa; Chordata; Actinopteri; Sciaenidae
Gene: phf24
Product: PHD finger protein 24
Exons: 8
Coding region: 245-1513 (422 amino acids)
Cellular component (GO): cytoplasm; nucleus
Molecular function (GO): transcription corepressor activity
Source: RefSeq, a predicted model, not a curated record
UUCUUACUGGUUUCAAUUGGGAAAAAUCAUGUCAUGUCAUCACGUAGAUCCAUGCACCAAAAACAGACUUGAAUCACAAUCUGAUAACAGCAACUUGGUUACUGUAUGUUGCCAGCCCUGAUGAAACUUGUAUUCUGUCAUGAAUAUUUAACAAUAUAUUUAUAUACUAUACUGUUGUAAAUCAGGGCUAUGAAUAUUCGUGUAACUGUUCUCUGCUUCUUUCUCUCUCCAUCUGUCUGUAGCCAUGGGAGUGCUCAUGUCAAAGAAGCAGCAGGUGGAGAAGGUCCAGAAAUGCAACGCUGUCGUCUCUGCCUUCCAGGCGGGUAUUAAAGACCGCCCUGCCCCAGCCAAACAGGCAGACGGGGAAGUGGAGGAAGGUGAAGGCCCUGCCAAGCCAUCAGCCAAUACUGACGAAAAGAACACUGAGGAGGCGGAGAAAGAGGAAACAGACAAUAGUGCAGGUCCGUCAACUUCCCAGCAAUCUUCAGCGUCAGCCAGGGAUGAGUGUAAGGUCAACCAGGAGGCUUGGUCCAGGUUACGGGAUGGGAAAGGAGUGGAGCCUGAAGAUCUUGACAAGAGCCAUCAGCUCACGCCGCCAGCUUUUGUGCGGCCCAAAAGGGAAGCAGAUGACGACCAGCCUAUAGAUGUGGAGCUGGACAAGAAAGAGCAGCCACCGAGUGAUGAGAUGUGUGACGUAUGCGAGGUGUGGACGGCCGACGACUUGUAUCCCUGCAGGAUCUGCACUCGGGUGUUUCAUGAUGGCUGCCUGAGGGAGCUGGGCUACCUGCGUGCCGAGGCCCUGCAGGAGAUGAGAGAUACAGCCCACACUGUCACUGGCUGGAGCUGCUACUAUUGUGAUAAUCUGAAUCUACUCCUUACAGAGGAAGAGAUGUACAGCCUUAUGGAGACCUUCAAGCAGUGCAGGAUCAUCCCAGAGUCAUGCCUGGUGUCAGAUGAGCUGCUGCAGUACCGCCACUUUGCAUCCAAGCAGCAGUUUGAUAAGGACCUGUCUGAUGAGCAAGAGGAGGAAGUCCUGGCCCAGUUUGCAGCACUGGAUCCUGAGAAGAAGGGUCACAUUGAAUGGUCAGACUUCCUCUACUUUGAGUCUCUGGCAAUGUUGAGGAAGUUUCGCACAGAGAACUCACUGGUGCGUCUGUUGACUGGAAAGGAGAGAGACAAAGCACGGUCAGUGUUCGUGGGUCUAGGCCUGGAUAAAGACGGCGUGAUCACAAGAGCAGAAUGCCGCCAGGCUCAGCAGUCCUGGUACCACAAGCUCAACAAAGACUCGCAGUCUUGCAAUGUGAGACUCAUGGGACUCUGCUCUCCUAUGAAUUGUGGUAUAAGUCAUGUUGGCCCCAUAUGCGAGAGCAGUCCAGCCAGCUCUGGCAGUGAAAGGAGCAAGACUGAUGAAAGCAGGCCAGUGACCUGGGCAGACUUUUUAAAGGAAAGCGCCAUCUAUAUUUUGGCUGCCAGGCCCAAUAGCUCUGCCAUGCAUAUCCGUCUGCCUCUAUAGUCCAGGAUCGUCUACUGCAACCCAGCAGAGAGAGAGAGAGAAGAGAGAGAGGAGAGAGAGAGAGAGAGAGAGAGAGAGAGAGAGAGAGAAAACCCUAUAGCCUACAGAUAAGUGGAGGAAGACAGACGUGAUGACACGAUGACACGAGCAAGGCAAGUGAGCGAACUGGAUGAAGCACUGAGAGACAGCAGAUCAAGCCACCGACGGAAUCUCUCCUCCUCUGCGUCACCUCAAACCCCCAACACUGACAACACACACGCUGACUGACACACUGACAAGGCAAGUGACAGCAGCUGUCACAGGUCUCAACUCCUCAAAACCCGACGGCUUUUCAGCAAAUGUGACAGAUAGGACGAGGUAGACAACUACCCACUCACGACUAGUCAGUCAGUCAGGGAUAUUUCUGAAGCCUCUGAGUGUAGAGAUCAUGCAUACAAUCAGAUACGCUCUUAGGAUGCACACACUCUGUAUUAAAUGACAAAUACUACACACGACCCUUCAGCUACACAACACACCUCUCCAUGUGGGUACAUUAAUGUGACAGGCUGUUACUCUUUCAAGUACUCAUUCCUUUGGGCCUCAUCAUGUCCUAAUAAUAGUUCCAUGCUACUGGAAUGGGAUUGUUAUUCACCACCAAAAUUGUUAAUCACACUACACAGAGGCACAUGGAAAUUCAUUAUUGGCACUCUUUGACAAGUGGAUAGGCUUCUGGGAGGAGAUUAACCCUGCAGCUGCCAUUAUCGGAACAUAUACCAAACAGGAAUGAAAGCUAUCUGCGUACAUAAUAUUAUCAUGAGAACUGCUAUUCAUACCAGUAUAAAUUAUUAUUAUGCAUUAAAACGCUGUAUUUAUUCCUGUAUCCUCUGAUAUAUCCUCUGUUUCCCCCAUUCUCAUCCAAGAAUCUAUGUUCUUCUCAAGUACUAACUGUGAAAAGGGAUGUGAAGUGAACGUUAAUGAAAGCUCACCCAGUAAGUGUACAUGUAUAUACUGCCAUAUAGUACAUUUUGUUCCUGUUGUGCUCAGAGCUGCACUUUGACAAAGUGGAAACAUCUGCCCUUCUGUUCUAAUGUCAUUACUUGCACUGUGGAAAUGAGAUGUAGAUGGAUUAUCGUGUGACAUAAUCACUGUAAUGAAAUACUGUAAGACAAUGGGAGAUGUCGUACAAACAGUUGUCCUUUGUUAAUAUGCAGAAACACUGUUUAAGAAUUGUUUUGGGUAAACGUGGUGGGAUUUCUAUAAUGUUACAGUUUACACACCAACCGAAAAUGCACAUGAAACUGUCCAUAGAAUCACUGCAAACAUACUGUAACAUGUAAAACUUCAUCUAGUGUUUAUGCCAUGUAAUGAAGGACCAACGUCGGGUCGUCUUAGUGAAUAAAAUAUGGUUAUGACAUGAAUCUUGACUGUCUGAGGGAUGUGUCGCAGUGCUGAAAUAAAUGCAUGGCAUUUACUCUCCUUGAGAA